CUGGGAAACCUUGUUCCAAUCGAUAUCAGGUUCAUCUUCGCUGACCCCAAUGCUGCGAAACAAAUUGCAACCUGGUAGGACGUAUUGAUGAGGCGCCGAGCGAACACGCGUGGGUCAUCUCGCGACAGAGACGACAUACGUUCAAAUAUAAACCCUUGAUUCGCAGACAAGCAUCCGACGUCAAGCGUCGUAUUCACCACAACCUGUACCCUCUGACAAUCUAACUCACAUUUUCAACAUGUUGCAACCAAAUGGAGUUGACCACAACUCAACAACGACAAAUGGAACGUCAGGAAACUCUGCUUACGAUGUCUAUGCCGAUUAUCUCAUUGUCGGCACUGGGCCUGCUGGCGCAUCUUUGGCAUGUUUCCUGACACAACAUGGCUUGACUGGUCUCAUCGUGAGCAGUGCUCCUGGCAGCGCUGACACUCCUCGAGCACACAUUACCAACAUGGCGGCAUUGGAUUGCCUUCGUGACAUUGGCCUUGACACUGAAUGCUACCAAUUGGGCACCACAGGAGACUCAAUGGUGCACACGCGAUGGUCAAACAGUUUUGCUGGAGAGGAGUAUGCGCGCAUCUACUCAUGGGGAAAUGACCCCAGGCGCAAGGGGGACUAUGAGCUAGCUAGCCCAUCUGAACCGCUUGAUCUGCCACAAACUCUGCUGGAACCAAUUCUGAUGCGGUACGCAACUCUGAACGGCUUCCAAGUACGUUGGGAUACGACAUUCGUGUCAGUCACUCAAGAUGAGGGCGAGGAUGGCGGGGUAACCACGACUCUACUUGACAAAGUCACCAAUCAGCAAUUUCGAGUCCGAUCUCGAUAUUUGUUCGGAGCCGACGGCGCACGCAGUGAGAUUGUCAAACAGGUUGGAAUACCCUUGAUCAGGAGACCUGGUCAAGGCUUUGCCAUCAAUAUCCUGAUGGAGGCCGACAUGGCACACCUCAUGGAUAGUCGGAUGGGUAAUCUACACUGGAUUUUGACGCCGGAUAAACAGCAUCCCGACUUCGCGUGGAUUGGGUGUAUUAGAAUGGUCAAACCAUGGCAUGAGUGGCUAUGCAUCAUCUUCCCAGAGGCCACGGCUGAGCGAAAGGCCCGAACACCCGAGGAAUACAUGGAUCGAGUACGAGAGUUCAUCGGCGAUGACUCCAUUGACAUUAAAAUAAAGGGAAUUUCGACUUGGGCAAUCAACGAAACGGCAGCCGAAUAUUAUUCGAAAGGCCGCGUGCAUUGCCUUGGGGAUGCUGUUCAUCGACAUCCCCCGAACCAUGGUCUUGGAUCAAAUACCUGCAUCCAAGAUGCUCAUAACCUCGCGUGGAAGGUUGCUUAUGUCCAUAAAGGCCUAGCUAGUCCACGGAUAUUGGACUCUUACAGCGAAGAGCGUCAACCUGUCGGUCUUGACGUGGUUACCAUGGCAAAUGCAUCUCUUCGAAAUCACAAAGAAAUCUGGAGGGUUCUUGGUAAUCUAGAGCCUACCGUGGAGCAACGGGUGGCUGUUGUGAAAGAACUCAAUGAGGAUUCACCGGCCGGUCGCAAACGACGAGCGGACUUGCAAGAAGCGCUAAGAAUGAUCAACAGAGAAGAACACGGUUUGGGGAUUGAGAUGAACCAAAGAUACACAUCGUCAGCAGUUUACAAAGCUGAUCAAGGCGACGCUCCGGUUUUCACGACCGACGCGCUCGAGAACUACCAUCCGACCACAUAUCCAGGCGCAAGAGUGCCACAUGUCUGGCUCAACCACGCCGUACCAGGCAAGCCCAUCUCAACCCUUGAUUUGGCAGGAAAGGGCCACUUCACUCUGUUCACGGGCAUUGGCGGACAAGGCUGGAAGGAAGCUGCGAAGAAAAUCUCCGCCGAGACUGGUAUUGAAAUCAAGGCUUACACGAUCGGAUACAGACAAGACUACGAAGACAUGUAUCUGGACUGGACCAAGAUCCGAGAUGUAGACGAGUCAGGUUGUGUGCUUGUGCGACCAGAUUACUUUGUGGCCUGGAGAUCCCAGAAAUGGCAAGAGGAAAGUGCUUCGAUGUUGAAGUUGGUGAUGGACUCUGUGCUCUCUAGGAGCACCAAGGCAGUACCUGUAUCGUAAGACAACAUUAGAAUUAAUGAUGAGAUUGAAUUGAGAUAAAA
This is a messenger RNA of Exophiala mesophila, 2130 nucleotides long. RefSeq lists its product as uncharacterized. The coding region runs from base 239 to 2089 and encodes 616 amino acids. The transcript is spliced from 7 exons. The record is from RefSeq and is a predicted model, not a curated record. NCBI's taxonomy places the organism in Eukaryota, Fungi, Ascomycota, Eurotiomycetes, Chaetothyriales, Herpotrichiellaceae. Gene Ontology annotation, molecular function: FAD binding.